Canis lupus familiaris (dog) is the source of this 2395-nucleotide messenger RNA. RefSeq names its product cellular communication network factor 6 (gene CCN6). Gene Ontology annotation, biological process: cell adhesion; signal transduction. The record is from RefSeq and is a predicted model, not a curated record. Bases 1 to 1167 code for a protein of 388 amino acids. Gene Ontology annotation, molecular function: heparin binding; integrin binding. The transcript has 5 exons. Lineage: Eukaryota; Metazoa; Chordata; Mammalia; Carnivora; Canidae. Gene Ontology annotation, cellular component: extracellular region; extracellular matrix.
AUGCGCGGGCGCCUCCUCUGCGCUCUGCUGGGCGCCGCGCUGGCACAGGUGAGCUCCCCCUGCGCGCAGGGGGCCCCGCGGGCUCGGUCGGAGGCGGGGGGCGGCGGGGCCAGGGGGGACGGGGGCGGGCAGAGGGCUCGGAGCACGCGUUCCUGUGGAAGCGCUGCCGGCCGAACCGAGCCACGUUGUUCUCCAGGUAACGGGCCCGCGGAGCCGGCGGAGCGGCGGGGGCGGCCCCUGUGCCGCUGGCCCUGCGAGUGCGGCGCGCGGCCCCGCUGCGGCCCGGGGGUGAGCCUGCUGACCGACGGCUGCGGGUGCUGCGAGGUCUGCGCCAGGCAACACGGCGACGCGUGCAACGAGGCCGACGUGUGCGACCCGCACCGGGGGCUGUACUGCGACUACUCGGCGGACCGGCCGCGGUUCGAGACGGGCGUGUGCGCGUACCUUGUGGCUGUGGGGUGCGAGUUCAACAGGGUACACUAUCAUAAUGGCCAGGUCUUUCAGCCCAGCCCCCUGGUUAGCUGCCUGUGCGUGAGCGGGGCCAUUGGGUGCACACCUCUGCUCCUUCCGACGCCGGCCGACAGCGACAGCGGCUGCUCCGGGGCUCCAGACAGAAAGAAGCCUGGCGGACUCGACUGUGGCCGGGGGCCGUCCCGACAGCAGCUUUCAACAAGCUACAGAACAAGGCCGGCUUAUAGGAACCUCCCGCUUAUUUGGAAAGGAAAAUGUCUUGUGCAAGCAACAAAGUGGACUCCUUGCUCCAGAACGUGUGGGAUGGGAAUAUCUGAUCGGGUCACCAAUGAAAAUAGCAACUGUGAAAUGAGAAGAGAGAGAAGACUGUGUUAUAUUCAACCUUGUGACAGUAAUAUAUUAAAGAGAGUAAAGAUCCCGAAAGGAAAAACGUGCCAACCUACUUUCCAACUCUUCAAAGCUGAGAAAUUCGUCUUUUCUGGAUGCUCAAGCACUCAGAGUUAUAAACCCACUUUUUGUGGAGUAUGUGUAGAUAAGAGAUGCUGUGUUCCUAAUAAGUCGAAAAUGAUCACCAUUCAAUUUGAUUGCCCAAAUGAAGGCUCAUUUACAUGGAAGAUGCUGUGGAUUACAUCUUGUGUAUGUCAGAGAAACUGCAGAGAUCCAGGAGAUAUAUUUUCUGAGCUCGAGAUCCUAUAAAACCUAGUAUAUGUGGGAAAAGUUAGGUUCAGGUGAUUAUGUCAUUACCUAAGAAAAUUGGAAUGGUUUCAAAAGGGUGGCAAAUCUACCUUAUUGGUUUAAAACAGUAAGAAUGCCUACCUAUUCUCAGAUGACUAUCUUUAAGGCAUUAGAAGCUAUUAAAAAGGUUCUCUUAAAAAUAUAUGUAAAACUUGGUGCAGCUCUUUCUGCUUAUGGGUCCUGUCCCGGUGCUUUAAUAAAACCACCUUUUUUUGCAUCCCCCCCAAAUUUAUUUAUAUAUAUAUGCUAAAACUAUAUGUGUAUAUAUAUAUAUAAAUUUAUAUAUAAUGUUAAAAAUCUUAAAAGUAAACUUACUUUAAAAUGUGUAAUUAUGAAAUACACAGUUGCUUUCAUCUACAUACACACAUAUUCCAUACAUAAUGGAAAAGUUAUUCAAUUUACAAGAAAGCAUUUUACUCUAUAAUCUAGAAUACUUUGUUGAAAAUGUGUAAAAAGUUUAGAACUUUUUCGGAACUUCUUUACAACUUUAUCUGUACUUUGACAAUGUAGCCUAGGAUUCCAUCAGAUGAUAAUCAUUACAUGGUGUGUAAGAUUCUAGGUUUAAUUCUUAAAUAGGACAACGAUUAAACUGUCAAUGUACUUUUUAACUUCCAUUGCCCUAGUCUGAGUAUCAGGUUUAUUAAGAUUUAUUUUGGAAGGAGAAAAUAGAACUUCUUUGGCCAUUAGUGACCACGGUAAUCUAAAAGUUUUUAUACCAAAUACUGUAAAAAAUUACAUUUCCAAGAUAAAGAUCAAGAGCAGUAUCCUUACUUUGAAAAGUAAAAAAACUUAAAAACUUAACACUGAAGGAAGCACAGAUAGAUGAUUUGGCUUGAAAAUAAACUGUCCCUAAAAAUUACUUCCUUAAAUGAUAACUCCACCUAUGGAUUUAAAAUAUAAAUUGUAUUUAAGGAUAAGUUAACAUUAAAAUUGUAACCGGAGAUUACAAUAACUGCAACACUGUCACUGGACUAUUACAGUCAUUUUCCUGCGAAGUCUGGAAGAAGAUGUCAAGCUAAGUAAUGUUCUGUUUGCUUAUAUAAAUGGUGACAGACAAAACCAAUUAUCAAGCGAUACUGUUUAAAAAUAUAGACAUUUAUUAUUAAGAAAUCAACUGGUUUAAUAAUAACAUUAUAUUUGAAGAUAAUUUAAUACAUAUUCAUGUUAAAAUAAAUGUAAAUUUGGAUUC